UUAAACUCGAUUGUAUUAACACGAAUGUAGAAGCGUCUAUAUUCGUCGCUAUUCACAAUAUUUAUACGUUUGAAUCAUAAUAAUUGUUUUGUUACGACAACUCACAUCUAUACUUACCAUAAAUGUAAUCAAUUUCUACUAUUAAUUUUUUCAUGAAAAUGCAUGUCAAAGGGUAGAUGAUUCAAAGUAUUCUACAAAUUAUAAACAUUGUACUCAUAAAAUAUGCAAAAAUUGUAUCAAGUAAUCAUAUUGCUCAUAUGCUAAUUUAAAAUAUUUUUGAAAAAUGCAGCUAAAUAUUCUAAAACUAUAUAAAUUCAAAAGAGCACAGAAAAUAUACUUGUACACUUCAUUGAAAUAUCAUAAUCAAGAAGUUUAUAAUAAGUUGAUUUCAAAAAGCACAACUGACUUCAAUGAUAUCAUAGAUCCAAAAGUAAAAAAUAUAAAAGAUAAACUGUUGUACAGUGAUUAUUUAGAAAAUAAUCAAUUGAAAUAUGGCUAUAAACAAAAUAUAAGGAUAAAAAAUAAACUUCGAUAUAAAUUUGACAAAGAAAAACAAGAAUUAGAUCGGAGUAGUUUUACCUUAAGUAUUGCUUUAAAAUAUCUAGAUAAUGAAAGUUCAAAUUUAUUUAUAAAAUCACAGAUUAAAGAAAUCAAUGACCAUAAAACUGAUACAGAAGAAUUAGAUAAAGAGAAACCAAUUUACAUGCCUUAUGCUCAAACUGAUAAAUUUGAAAAGAAAAUUAUAAAUACUUCUAAAAAUAUAGAUGAAAAUGAAUUACAUUUAUUAGAUGAAAAAUUUAAAAAGCUAUAUGAAAAAUAUUUGGAAAUUACAUCAUAUUCACCUCAAAAUCCAACUGCAGCAAGUAUUAAGGAAUUUAAAUUAAGAUUAGGAGAUGAUUGUUCAAAAAUUCCCUCAAGUUGGAUGACAGAUUAUGAAGUAUAUAACGAUGAAAGGCAACAAAAUAUAGUGAAUGAUGAGGAAGUGAAAUAUGGAACACCAGAUCCAAAUAUUGCAGUUAGUUCUAUACCUUGCGGGGGCUGUGGAGCACUUUUACAUUGUCAAGAUCCUGCUAUUCCUGGAUAUUUACCAUCAGAGUUGUUUACAGACAUCUGUGACAUUGAUUUGAAGUCAAUUAUAUGUCAAAGAUGUCAUUUUAUGAAAAAUUAUGAUACUUGCUUAGAUGUACGAGUUUCACCAAAAGAAUAUCCAAAGUUAUUAGAACAAAUAAAUGAUAACCCAAAAGCUUUGGUCAUAUUAUUAGUAGAUCUUACUGAUUUUCCAUGUAGUAUAUGGCCAGAGUUGCCAUCACUCAUUGGACCUAAAAGAAACGUAAUUGUAAUAGGAAAUAAAAUAGAUCUCUUACCAGUGGAUGGACCAGAAUUUAAAAAUCACGUUAAAGAUUGUUUGACUGAAUCUUUAAUCCAAAUGGGCAUAGUGAAGUCAAAAAUUAAACAUAUUGGUCUUGUUUCAGCCAAAACUGGAUUUGGAAUAGAAGAAGUGAUAAAUAAAUUGCAUGCAACAUGGAAUUACAAGAGUGACAUUUAUUUAGUGGGCUGCACUAAUACAGGAAAAUCAACACUUUUUAAUCAUUUAUUACAAUCAGAUUUAUGUAAAUCACAAGCUGUUGAUCUUGUACAAAGAGCAACAACAUCUCAAUGGCCAGGAACAACCUUAAACCUACUGAAAUUUCCUAUUUUAAGACCUACUCCUUGGAGAUUGUAUGUUAGAGUGAAAAGACUGCAAGAAGAUCGGAAAUUGAAAGUUGAAGAGGAUCGCGAUCAGUUAAGGCAAUAUAGAAAAACUCGAAACAUCGAGCUGACAACUCUACAAAGUCGCAUCACGCACUCAUUCAAAAAAGACUAUGAAAUCAAGCAGGCCAUUACGAAAUCACCAAAUCAAAAUUUUAUCGAACUUAGAGAAAUAAAAAAAUUUGGUUUAGAUGAAACAGCUAAUGAAUACAAGUAUAGUAAAUGGUUUUAUGAUACACCAGGUACCAUUCAACCCGACCAAAUUUUACACCUUUUAACCACAGAUGAAUUAUUAAAAACUCUUCCAAAGAAAGUGAUUUCUCCAAGAACAUUUUGUAUUUGGCCUGGCCAAUCAAUAUUUAUAGCUGGAUUAGGAAGAUUAGAUAUUUUAGAUGUUCCUACUUUCAUAAGGUGUACAGUAUUUGCAAAUUUAGUUUUACCAAUUACAAUAUGUCGAGUGGAGAAUGCUGACUUUAUUUAUAGAAGAUUACUUGAAUCGGAAGCAUUUAUUGUUCCAGUGAACAAUCCAAAUCGAUUAAAAAUGUGGCCAGAAUUAAAAUCAAAAGAUAUGGAAACAGUUGGAAUUGGUGAUAAAGAAUCUGUGUCUGAUGUGGUGUUAUCUAGUGCUGGUUGGAUAGCGAUCACGGCAAAAUCAGAUGAAAAAGUCACUAUGAGGGGUUGGACACCAGAAGGUCGAGGAAUCUAUUUACGAACUCCAGCGUUAUUGCCAUAUUCUGUAAAUUUACGUGGGAUGCGUAGAAUUAAUAGUCCUGCGUACAGAUUAGGUCGACGAGUAUAUACAUCAAAUAGGUACUAGAAAUUUAAAAAAAUAAUAAAAAGAACUUUUUUCUCCGUUUUCCUCACGUUGUUUUGAAAAAUACGGUACCUAUGUAACAUGUUCGAAAAAGAGAUUUUAAUUAGAUAAUAGUAAUAGUACUAGUGCGGGACAAUAGAUUCUUAUCUUGUGUGAGGUUUAUUGAAGUAAAGCAAGGAUAAAAAGGUAGACGAGACGAAAAUCUGUUUUCUGAACAUGUUAGGUUCAAUUUUUUUUCAAAACAUGUGGAAAGCAUCCAUUUAAGCGCACGUUUUUCGUCGAGAGUGCAAGAAAAGUCGUACCACGGCAUGUUAAAAAGUCUGUCUAACAAACAAAAAUUUCCAGUUUUUUGUCAAUUAAUGUGAUUUUGUAUAAUGUUGUUUAUUAAAUUGUACUUUCAAUUGUCAUCAGUUAUAUUUUUAUAAGAAAUUAAAAAAAUGUAUAUAUAAAACGUAUAUUACAGUCGUUAUAAAUCAGUGGAAUUACUAUUUAUGCUAAAAUGAAUACUUUUUCUAUACUGUUAAUUGGAUGUCGAAUGAUUGAAAAUUUUGAAUUUUAAUAACUAUAGAAAACAUUUUUUCUUCUGUAUUCCAAUUAUUAUGCUAGAUGAAGUAAGCAAUGUAACUAUCUAAAUGUUACAUAAAUAAAUGUGCACCAAGGUAUUCUUUUUGAAAAAUCACACCUUUUGCCCUCUUCAAUCACUUUAAAUGGCAAUUUAUAAAUUAUGAAGGACUGCUA
Phymastichus coffea is the source of this 3301-nucleotide messenger RNA. RefSeq names its product nitric oxide-associated protein 1. NCBI's taxonomy places the organism in Eukaryota, Metazoa, Arthropoda, Insecta, Hymenoptera, Eulophidae. The record is from RefSeq and is a predicted model, not a curated record. The transcript is spliced from 6 exons. Bases 284 to 2566 code for a protein of 760 amino acids. Gene Ontology annotation, molecular function: GTP binding.